AUGUAUCAUCAACAGACAAAUUAAAAAGCUUGAUCAUAGUUGACAAAAAAAAAAAAAAGGCAGCAUCUGAAAGAAAAAUGGCGAGGACGACGCGAGAAAGAGUGAAAUCGUUCAUAAACAAUAGAUGGCUUGUGUUUGUUGCGGCCAUGUGGAUUCAGUCUUGCGCUGGCAUCGGUUACUUGUUCGGCAGCAUCUCUCCUGUCAUCAAGAGCUCCCUCAACUACAACCAGAAGCAGCUCUCCAGGCUCGGUGUCGCCAAAGAUCUCGGCGAUAGUGUCGGCUUCCUCGCUGGUACUCUCUCCGAGAUCUUGCCUCUCUGGGCCGCUCUUCUUGUCGGCUCUCUCCAGAACCUUGUCGGCUAUGGCUGGGUUUGGCUUAUCGUCACCGGUCGAGCUCCCAUUCUUCCCUUAUGGGCUAUGUGUAUCCUCAUUUUUGUUGGGAACAACGGGGAGACCUACUUCAACACCGCUACAUUAGUAUCUGGUGUUCAGAACUUUCCCAAGAGUCGUGGUCCUGUGGUCGGUAUUCUCAAGGGGUUUGCUGGGCUCGGCGGUGCCAUUCUCUCCCAGGUAUACACGAUGAUCCACUCCUCUGACCGUGCAUCACUCAUCUUCAUGGUUGCUGUUGCCCCAUCAGUUGUUGUUGUUCCUCUCAUGUUCUUCAUCAGACCCGUCGGUGGUCACAGGCAGAUCCGUUCUUCCGAUGCCACCAGCUUCACCAUCAUCUAUGCCGUCUGCAUUCUACUUGCUGCCUAUCUCAUGGCAGUGAUGCUUGUUGAAGAUUUCAUUGAUCUUAGCCAUUCAAUCAUCACUGCUUUCACCAUUGUCUUGUUUGCAAUUCUUCUUGUACCCAUCUUCAUACCAAUCGCAACGAGUUGCUUCACAGCAUCAACCAACCCGUGUGACACGCUCGAAGAACCUCUCGUUGGAAAUCAGCAAAGCCAGGAUCCAGGACAGUCCACCACCCCUGACCAUGGUCCUGAGCUUAUACUGAGCGAAGUGGAAGACGAGAAACCAAAAGAAGUAGAUUUGCUUCCUGCAUUGGAGAGACAUAAGAGAAUUGCUCAGUUGCAAGCAAAGCUGAUGCAAGCAGCUGCAAAGGGUGCUGUUCGGGUCAAGAGACGGAGGGGGCCUCACAGAGGCGAAGAUUUUACUUUAACUCAGGCACUCGUGAAAGCCGAUUUCUGGCUCAUUUUCUUCUCCCUCUUGCUCGGUUCUGGUUCGGGUCUAACGGUAAUAGAUAACCUUGGGCAGAUGAGUCAGUCUCUCGGUUACGAUAACACUCACGUUUUUGUGUCCAUGAUUAGCAUUUGGAACUUCCUUGGACGCAUUGGUGGCGGAUAUUUCUCCGAACUCAUCGUCAGGGACUAUGCGUACCCAAGACCGGUUGCUAUAGCAGUGGCUCAGCUUGUAAUGUCAGUAGGACACAUCUUCUUUGCAUACGGAUGGCCUGGAGCUAUGCAUAUCGGCACACUAUUGAUUGGACUCGGCUAUGGUGCUCACUGGGCCAUCGUCCCAGCCACUGCCUCUGAGCUCUUUGGUCUAAAGAAGUUUGGAGCUUUAUACAAUUUCCUGACGCUGGCCAACCCAGCAGGGUCAUUAGUCUUUUCGGGUCUAAUCGCAAGUUCCAUUUAUGACCGCGAAGCAGAGAGGCAAGCACAAGGAUCCUUGUUCAAUCCUGACGACGUCCUGAGAUGCCGGGGUUCCAUCUGUUACUUCUUGACGUCACUGAUAAUGUCUGGAUUCUGCCUCAUUGCAGCCGCCUUGAGUAUGAUUCUUGUGCAACGUACCAAAUCGGUUUACACAAAUCUCUACGGCAAAACCCGCAGCUGAUUUUAAGAUACCAUAUUACGAAAAUAUCCCACCAAGAAAAAAGCUGGGUUCUUUGAGUUUCAUACCUAUGAUUGUGUUCAUCACCUUAUUCUUUGGCUUGGUCUUCCACUUCCCCAUACAUGUGUAUUUGUUUAUGUAACGAUUUUUUGUCCGGUGUUGUGUAUGGAUUUUGGAUUUACAUUUGUAAUAAUUAUCUUCACAUUAU
This is a messenger RNA of Arabidopsis arenosa, 2037 nucleotides long. Lineage: Eukaryota; Viridiplantae; Streptophyta; Magnoliopsida; Brassicales; Brassicaceae. The record is from the annotation of a GenBank genome assembly.